Messenger RNA from Malaya genurostris, 1768 nucleotides. RefSeq lists its product as uncharacterized. The record is from RefSeq and is a predicted model, not a curated record. NCBI's taxonomy places the organism in Eukaryota, Metazoa, Arthropoda, Insecta, Diptera, Culicidae. Bases 503 to 1762 code for a protein of 419 amino acids. Gene Ontology annotation, molecular function: nucleic acid binding; zinc ion binding. The transcript is spliced from 2 exons.
UCCAGCACUCAAAGCUUCGUACGUUCAAUUGCAACCUAUAACUAAUAUACUGCACUGGACUGUUUCUAAAAUCAGACGGUGAAGGGUACAGACGCGCCUCGUCAGACCAGCAACAAGUAGCAGUCUCUCUCUUCCUCUCUCUGUCAGCACGCUAGUAUAAAGGAAGCAGCCCCAGCGUUCUCGGGCUCAUUCGAUAUUCAGACGGCGAAGCGUGUAGACGCAUCUGAUCAGACCAGCAGCAAGCAGCAGUCUCUCUCUCUCUUCCUCUCUCUGGCGGCACGCUAGUAUAAAGGAAGCAGUCCCCGCGUUCGCUGGCUCAUUCGAUAUUCAGACGGCGAAGCGUGUAGACGUGUCCAGGAAGACCAGCAGCAGUCUCUCUCACCUUCUCUCACUAGCUGCUCGCAAGAAUAAAGGGAGCAGCCCAAUCGUCCACGGACUCAGUCCAACAACUGACAACAAAACGUGUAGGCGUACCCAGUCAAACCAGCAGCAAGCAGCAGUCAUGGAACAGCGCAAUUUUGUUGUAGCACCGGUCAGAAAUCACGACAAUGGCGCAGUUGGUACUACGAACGAAAAACCCAAAAGGAAACGAAACAAAGAGGUAACAAAAAAGAUGCUCAUGGAGGAACUAUCAGCUGUUAAAGAAGAGUUAACUAAAAUUCGAAACGAGAAAGACGCUCUUCUACUCAAUAUAUCCAAAACGACAGUACAUAAUAAGGAUCAAGCUACUUGUUCAAGUGCCCCACAUGAGGAUUUAACCGGAACAGUCAACGAAACACUACUAGCAAGUGUGAACAACAUGUCACUCAGCACAAUGAGCAUUCCAGAAUGUGUGCCAUCAGAAGGAGAAGUGGACAUCGAUAAGAAAGGCUACGAAUAUUGGAAGAAUAUUCUGGUUGCUUCGCUGAAUCUUAUUCAAGCCACUGAUGAAAGAACCAAAAUUGAUGUUUUUAGAAUCAAAGCGGGACCUAAGCUGUUGGAGCUUUUGCAUGGAACCAGUUCUUCGGCGGAAAUGCCUGACGAAAGCAGUCAUCCGUUUGGCAAUGCACUUGCUCGGCUUGAUUGUUACUUCGGAUCGAGAGCCUAUAUGCUUUCACAACGAAGCAAACUUCUCAACACGAUACAACAGUCUGGAGAAACAAACAUACAAUUUGUUCGGCGUGUGGCGGCGUCUGCAAAGCUGUGCGGUUACGAUAAAGAGGAUGAUGAGAUGGAAGCAGUAGCACGUACACUAAUCAAAAGUUCAACCGAUAAACGCGUGCGUACCUUGGCACAUCGUAAUUGGGUCAAACAAGGUUCAUUAAAUGACCUUAUAGAUAUGGUGCGUGAUUAUGAAACAGAAUUGUCCAACGAAAUAGAAUUUAAAAAAUUGCGCCAACCGCAAGAGGCGGUUUCGAUUGCAGCAAUCACUAGCAAUAUACAAGGACACGGGCAAUUUAAUCGAAAUAUUAUGGGUAGAGUCAACAAUGGAAAUCGUGGUAAACGAACAUUUAAUCGUGGUAGGUUUGAAACGCCAAGAAAUUCUUGCUGGCGCUGUGCAAGCAUUUACCAUGGACCAGCUCAAUGUCCAUGCAUCGACAAAGUUUGCCACAACUGCAAUAGAAGAGGACACCUCUCUCGAUGCUGCGUCGACCGGAAUCGUCAAACCACAGGGAAACGUCAAAACGAAUCAGAUGAUGGGUCUCCUCCUCGUAAAAUCGCAGCUAUAAAAGAAAAAGAAGAAAACGAUACUAUUCCAGUAGAUGUAAGUGAAAUCGAUUAAUUUUAU